AUUUCAAACCGUAUUCCUCCAAACCUCAUCGCUACUAUAAGACCGAACUUCUCUCAUCUUCCAAAUUCCAUUGCCAUUCUUCACAGACUCACGCCAGAAGAUGAACUUGCCGCCAGGUUUCAGGUUCCAUCCGACUGAUGAAGAACUCAUCACUCACUACCUCGCUCCGAAGCUCUCUGACUCCAAUUUCUCUGAAACAACUGUGAUAACUGAGCUCGACAUGAACAAGAUCGAGCCAUGGAAUCUGCCAUCGAUCACGAAACUGGGAGAGGAGUGGUACUUCUUCUGCAUGAAGAACAGGAAGAACCCUACAGGAUUGAGGACCAACAGGGCCACUGAUUCAGGCUACUGGAAAGCAUCAGGAAAAAACAAGGAAAUCCACGGAAGAAGAAGGGACCUGAUCGGGUCGAAGAAAACCCUAGUUUUCUACAGAGGGAGGGCACCAAAAGGAGAGAAGACAAACUGGAUCAUGCAUGAGUACAGAGCAGGGAGGAACCCUACAGCCAUUAAUAAUAAUGUUUGGGUGAUCUGCAGAGUGUUCUCUAAGAACUCUGGAUGUCGCAGCCAUGGCUCGACCUGCUUCUACACUUCUCAUGGAGCUGAAAACACUUUCGAGGGAGAGUUCUUCCGAGAUUUGUUAGCUGAUGAAGUGACUCAAUUAGAUGUGUUAAGUAGUAAAAGAUGAUUACGCUAUAUGAAGAAAAAUAAAUUAUGAGAUCAGUUUACUAAUUGUAAAAUAGUUAGAAGGUGCGAGGAUUUUUUUUUCUGUAAAUUAGAUGUGUCAUGGAAUUACUAGGAGGAAAUUAUUGUUAUAAUAACGUUUGGUUAUAGAUUGGUGUUGUGUCGUAGAGAUUGAUAGGAUAAAUGUGAUUUUGCAUUGGAGAUAUU
This is a messenger RNA of Zingiber officinale, 888 nucleotides long. Its product is annotated as NAC domain-containing protein 100-like. Lineage: Eukaryota; Viridiplantae; Streptophyta; Magnoliopsida; Zingiberales; Zingiberaceae. The coding region runs from base 101 to 685 and encodes 194 amino acids. Gene Ontology annotation, biological process: regulation of DNA-templated transcription. The transcript is spliced from 4 exons. The record is from RefSeq and is a predicted model, not a curated record. Gene Ontology annotation, molecular function: DNA binding.